Messenger RNA from Soboliphyme baturini, 611 nucleotides. The record is from the annotation of a GenBank genome assembly. Lineage: Eukaryota; Metazoa; Nematoda; Enoplea; Dioctophymatida; Soboliphymatidae.
AUGGCUGGUCUCGUCCAUCUCCUCUCGUUUUCCAAACGGCUAACUUCUCUUGACCUUUCCGGAAUCCAGCGUCACAGCCUGACUCGUUGCUUCCAGCAUUUACACUCUGGCAUCAAACGAUUGAUCUUGAAUGACUGUAUGCAGGUGAACGACCCGGCCCUCAGGAGCAUUGUACAAAAUUGUCCUCAUCUGGAAGAACUUGGCAUAAGGUAUUGCACAAGUUUGACGUCGCGCGCUCUGAAUGAAGCGUUUCGAGCUCUGGGGCAUCUUUGCGUGCUGAACUUUUCUUGGUACACCAAUACAGCAGUUGACUUCAUGGCGCGUUCCUCGCUGGUCAGUUUCGACACCCUGCCUUGUCUUGUAUAUUUAAACCUGUGCGCUAACGACCUGCUGAAUGACACGGCGAUCGAAAUGAUCUCCAAUCACUGCCCCCAGUUAAGGACGUUGGACGUUUCGCGCUGUGCCAAUCGCGUUGCUACCGAAUCCUUCCUCCAUCUGCAGAAGUUACGCCAUUUGCGUAAACUGAACCUCAGUUGCACCACUGUUUCGGAUGCGGUCCUGGCGGUACUCGCUGCAACACUGAAAUUGAACGUAAGACUUCGUUUUUAGAA